UCACUCCACGCUCAGGCCACCAGAAUGUUAAGGUGUGCCGUAUUCGGGCUCUCAGUUCUGAUCAGUAUCUGUCAACCGUUUAUGCUACCCAUACCACAUUAGUCAUAUUCUUCACGACCUAUAAAGAUGGCAGAUAAUGCAUCUUGGAUCAUACGGUAGUAUAUAACCCACAAUCACCUGCAAGUGGAGUACAUACUGACCAUAAUCUUGAUGUCUGAGCACAUCGGAAGGAGAUCCCUGCAUGUUGUCAUGAACAACGGCGAGAAAUUUGGAGGCGUCAUUGAUGACUUUGGCACAGAACCUCGCAUGAUGACCAUUGUUGAUAUCCCUCGUGCGGCGACGACGAGCAUAGAGACUCAGGUAGGUGAUCCCGUGAUUCAUUAUGUUAUGGACACUCCGGACGACAAUGACAGCAUGUCGAAGCGUUUAUGGACGCGUUUCUCUGCGAUGUCUUUGUGGACAAAUUUCAUUCGUAAGGGUUGUGCAUGGACCAUAAGAGCAGGAGAGGCUAACCUUGGCUACGUGGAUCCUACGGAAGACCCUGGACCGAUUGACAAAGUCCUUGACCUCGUUUUUAAUGCCAUCUAUCAAUCCCGGGAACGAGUCAACAGUAAGGAGCAAAACAGGAGAUACUCCGAAUUCAAGGAGAAGGCGAACAAGGCAAUUGAUAAAGUAAUUGGCAACAGAAGGAAAGAGAUGUUGUAUCUCGCCACCAUAGCCACUACGCCAGCUCAACAAGGACACGGAUAUGGGACCGCACUCGUGAAGGUCUUGACCAUAAAGGCAGACUUGGAAGCUCGUGCAACGUGGCUUGUCUCAAGCAACGUCAAAGACAACACUGGGUUCUACAACUCCCUGGGUUUCUUCACUGUCGGGGAAUUCACCCUUGGUGAUGACAAUCCAACUUGGCACGAAGCACCAUUUCCCGUUGCGAUCAUGCUUCGAGAGCCCCAGAAUGCGAAUGAAAAAGUUCACAUCCGAGCCUCGGGCCCUAAGUGAGGUAAGAUGACAAGGGUGCCCAAAUCCAAUCAUACAUCGAUGUGGGUUUUCAGAGCGGGAUAACACUCACAGUUAUACUUGGUGUAUUCGUCUAAUCCAAGGUUCGUUAGGAAACACUGUGUUGUAUUUCCGACAACAUACUCUCGACAUCCAUCCAAAGGUCCCUCUGUCCCCAGAUACCCGUGACUGCGGUUAUAAUCAUCCAACACGAACUCACACUGAGUUCUUCAUCUUC
Somion occarium is the source of this 1234-nucleotide messenger RNA. Lineage: Eukaryota; Fungi; Basidiomycota; Agaricomycetes; Polyporales; Cerrenaceae. The record is from the annotation of a GenBank genome assembly.